AUGGCUCAUAUGCAUCCGCAAAGCAUGGAAAUGCCCGAUAUGUCCAAUGCCAUAAUGGCUCAGGAUGAGAUGGGAAGACCAUUUAUCAUCGUCAGGGACCAAGGUAACAAAGAAAGACAGCACGGACAGGAAGCGAAAAAAUCGCACAUUUUGGCCGCUAGAUCUGUAGCGUCAAUCAUUAAAACAUCCCUAGGUCCACGAGGUCUCGACAAGAUCCUGAUCUCGCCCGAUGGAGAAAUCACGAUCACCAACGAUGGUGCUACAAUUCUGUCUCAAAUGGAAUUGGACAACGAAAUUGCCAAGCUUUUGGUGCAGCUCUCAAAAUCCCAGGACGAGGAAAUCGGUGACGGUACCACCGGUGUAGUGGUGCUGGCAAGCGCCUUGCUCGACCAGGCCCUGGAACUAAUCGAGAAGGGCAUUCACCCAAUCAAAAUCGCUAAUGGCUUCGACGAAGCCGCUAGAGUGGCUGUAGCUCAUCUAGAGUCCCAGGCCGACGACAUCGCCGACGACCAAACCUCGUUCCGUGACUAUCUUUUCAAAGCUGCCAAAACAUCUCUUGGCUCCAAAAUUGUCUCCAAAGACCACGACAGAUUUGCACAAAUGGCCGUUGACGCCGUCACCAGUGUAAUGGAUCUAGAUCGGAAAGACGUCGACUUUGACCUCAUUAAGCUAGAAGGUCGUGUUGGCGGCUCUCUCCAGGACUCCAAGCUGAUCAAAGGUGUUGUCCUCGAUAAGGACUUCUCUCAUCCUCAGAUGCCCAAGCUCGUUCAACCUAAGGAAGGUCACGAAGGCGUUAAGCUUGCCAUUUUGACAUGUCCAUUCGAGCCCCCCAAGCCAAAGACCAAACACAAAUUGGAUAUAUCAACCGUCGAAGAAUAUCAAAAGCUUCAGUCAUACGAACAAGAGAAAUUCACAGAAAUGAUCGACUGCGUCAAAAACGCAGGUGCAGACGUGGCCAUUUGUCAGUGGGGCUUUGACGACGAGGCAAACCAUUUGCUACUGCAAAAUAAUCUGCCUGCUGUAAGAUGGGUAGGAGGACAAGAGCUAGAGCAGAUCGCGAUUGCCACCAAGGGACGUAUAGUGCCACGUUUCCAAGAUCUAUCGCCUGAAAAGUUGGGAACAUGCGGUAAGAUUCGCGAAAUUGAGUUCGGAACCACAAAAGACCGCAUGUUGAUAAUCGAAGAAUGUUCAAACUCGAAAACUGUCACUUGUUUCAUUAGAGGCUCCAAUAAAAUGAUCGUGGACGAAGCUAAAAGAGCUCUACACGACUCUUUGUGUGUCGUAAGAAACUUGGUGAGAGACUCCAGAGUUGUUUACGGUGGUGGAGCUGCGGAAGUGACCAUGUCGGUAGCGGUUUCUGAGGAAGCGGAUAAACAACAAGGUAUUGACCAGUAUGCAUUCCGCGCCUUUUCCCAGGCGCUUGAUACCAUUCCCAUGCUUUUAGCUGAAAAUUCAGGUCUAGAUCCAAUUGAAACACUGUCACUGCUGAAAAGUAAGCAAAUCAAAGAAAAUGUCUCUACCACAGGCGUCGAUUGUCUGUCCAACGAUUCUAAUAACAUGAAGGAGCUCUUUGUUGUUGAUCCAUUGAUUGGUAAAAAACAGCAAAUUCAACUGGCUACUCAGCUUUGCAGGAUGAUUCUCAAAAUUGAUAACGUCAUUAUAAGUGGAAAAGACGAGUACUAA
Lachancea meyersii CBS 8951 is the source of this 1683-nucleotide messenger RNA. Lineage: Eukaryota; Fungi; Ascomycota; Saccharomycetes; Saccharomycetales; Saccharomycetaceae. The record is from the annotation of a GenBank genome assembly.